Lactuca sativa (garden lettuce) is the source of this 1551-nucleotide messenger RNA. Its product is annotated as beta-fructofuranosidase, insoluble isoenzyme 1. Gene Ontology annotation, biological process: carbohydrate metabolic process. Gene Ontology annotation, molecular function: hydrolase activity, hydrolyzing O-glycosyl compounds. The record is from RefSeq and is a predicted model, not a curated record. Lineage: Eukaryota; Viridiplantae; Streptophyta; Magnoliopsida; Asterales; Asteraceae.
AUGUUUUACAAGGGAAUAUAUCAUUUAUUCUACCAAUACAACCCUAAAGGUUCUGUAUGGGGUAACAUAGUGUGGGCCCACUCAGUAUCUGAAGACCUAAUCAACUGGACCCCACUAGAACCCGCAAUCGAACCAUCGAAGCCUUUUGAUCAAUUCGGUUGUUGGUCUGGGUCUGCCACCGUCCUUCCCGGUGACAAACCGGUCAUUUUAUACACCGGAAUAACCGCCGAGCAGCCCGAACCCGGUUAUCAAGUCCAAAACUAUGCAAUACCCGAAGACUCUUCGGAUCCAUACCUAAGAAAAUGGAUCAAACCCGAUGAUAAUCCAAUCAUAAAACCAACUCAAGAGAAUGCCUCAGCAUUUCGUGACCCCACAACCGCUUGGAUGCUCAAUGGUCAAUGGGAAAUAACUGUAGGUAGUAAGCGGGAUAUGGUAGGUGUAUCAUAUUUAUACAGAAGCCCGGAUUUUAUAAACUGGACCCUUGUUGAUCACCCUUUGCACGAGACAGAAAAUGUCGGUAUGUUUGAAUGUCCUGAUUUCUACCCGGUAUCGAUUACGGGAGAGAGCGGGUUGGAUACUACAGUAAUCGAAGGUGAAAUCAAACAUGUUUUUAAGGUUAGCCUUGAUAUGACUAGGUAUGAUUACUACACGAUUGGAAAAUACGAUAUUGAACAAGAUAUAUACAUCCCGGAUGAAGGAAUGAUUGAUAGUUGGGCUGGUUUAAGAUACGAUUGGGGGAAUUUUUAUGCUUCUAAGUCAUUUUUUGACCCUCCGAAGAACCGUAGGGUUAUUUGGGGUUGGGCUAAUGAGUCUAGUACUAUAAAUGAAUAUGUCAAGAAAGGAUGGGCUGGAAUCCAGUGUAUUCCACGAAUCGUUUGGUUAGAUCCAUCUGGAAAGCAAUUGCUAUUAUGGCCGGUUGCUGAAUUGGAAACUCUAAGAGAUGUGAAUGUGCAACUAAGCAACGUGGAGCUCAAUCAGGGCGAUAAAGUUGAAGUUGAAGGAAUCACCGCUGCCCAGGCGGAUGUGGAUGUGGUUUUUACGUUCCCAAGUUUGGAUAAAGCAGAGGCGUAUGAUAAUGCAUGGGACGAAACAUACCCACCGGAAACUCUUGCGGAAAAUAUAUGUGAAGUCAUGGGUACAACCAAACAAGGUGGGCUAGGGCCGUUUGGUCUUUUAACAUUGACAUCAAAUGGUUCCGAAGAAUACACACCCGUGUUUUUUAGGGUUUUCAACACUCCUAACACCAACCGUAGAGUUCUCAUGUGCUCCGAUGCUAUGCCGUCAACAUUGAACGAACAAGAGUAUAGACCAUCUUUUGGGGGGUUUGUGGAUUUAGAUUUAGCUGACAACAAGAUCUCGCUUAGGAGUUUGAUUGAUCAUUCGGUUGUGGAAAGCUUUGCUGCAGGGGGUAAAACGGUCAUAACAUCUAGGGUUUAUCCGACAUUGGCAAUUAACGAGAAUGCACAUUUGCAUGUAUUUAACAAUGGAACAGAGAUUGUCACCAUUGAGAGACUCGAUGCUUGGUCCAUGAAGAAUCCUAUGAUGAACUAA